Molecule: messenger RNA, 1691 nt
Organism: Brachypodium distachyon (stiff brome)
Lineage: Eukaryota; Viridiplantae; Streptophyta; Magnoliopsida; Poales; Poaceae
Product: ankyrin-1
Exons: 11
Coding region: 158-1399 (413 amino acids)
Molecular function (GO): protein binding
Source: RefSeq, a predicted model, not a curated record
CACGUACACCGCCCCUCCCUUUCCCCUCAUCUCCACUCUGCGGCACCGGGCACUCGCGCUGCGUCCAGAUCCUUCUUCCACUCCCGCUGCCCUAGUGUUCGGACUUCGGAGAGAGAGAGAGAGAGAGAGGCCACCGCCGUACCGCCGCCGCGCCGCCAUGGCCCCCAACCCGGCCGCCAUAGCCCUCCUGGCCGCCCUCGACGGGAACCUUCUCCUCCUCAAAAAAAUGGCCACAAAGCUGGAUUUAAGGGAAACUAAAGACCCGAAGGGACUAAAUGCACUUCAUUUCGCUGCAAAUAAGGGGUGCCUGGAGAUCUGCAAGUUCCUGGUGGAGGAAGUGGGGAUGGAUGUCAACUUGCCAUCAAACCUAGGUGCCACACCGAUGUUUUACGCCGCACUCAAGGGGAACGUUCCGGUUAUGAGGUAUCUUCUUGAUCAUGGCGGUGAUCCAGAAAAAGCCAGCGACAGGGGCUUAACGCCACUGCAUAAUGCAGCGGAGCACGGGCAUUGUGAGGCUGUACGGCUAUUGCUGUCGAAAGGAGUUAAUGUGGAUGUUAUCAAUUAUCGGGGCACACCGUUGCACAUGACUGCUGCGAAGGGCCAGCAUCGGGCCAUGAAGAUUCUGCUCGAGCAUGGUGCUGAUCCCAACAGAGUUGUCAAUCAUGUCUUUUCACCACUAAUGAUGGCAUGCUGUGCGAACGCCUUGAAAUGCAUGAAACUACUGAUUGAGGCUGGUGCUGAUGUGAAUGGUAAUACUUGUUCUGGACCAACUCCUUUAACAGGGGCAGUUGAUGAUUGCUCAACCGAACUUGUCAAGUUCUUGCUAGAGGCUGGAGCUGACCCUAACAUUCCUAACCAGCAUGGGGAAAUUCCAAUCAAGAAAGCAGCAGCUCGUGGUAAACGUGAACUCGUCGAACUUCUAUUUCCGAAGACAAAACCAAUUCCAUCUGUGCCAGAUUGGAGUGUUGAUGGUAUAAUUGCAACUAUGCAAUCCCCACUUACCAGGAUUGAGGAUGCAGUUUCUGCCCAAGAAAGAAUAGCCGAUUCAAAGUCAAAGGGGAAAGAAGCAUUUGCAAAGCAGGACUACUUCACAGCAAUGUACUACUAUGGACUGGUGAUGGAGAUAGACCCACUUGAUGCCACCCUGUUCUCCAACCGGAGCCUCUGUUGGCUGCGGAUGCGAGAAGGGGACAGAGCCUUGCAAGAUGCUCAACGAUGCAAAAUGCUGCGCCCUGGCUGGGCCAAGGCAUGGUACCGUGAGGGCUCAGCUCUCAGUUUCAUGGGGGACCACGAAGGAGCAGCCAAAGCGUUCCAGGAGGCGCUGAGACUCGACCCCGCGAGCGAUGAGAUCAAGGAGAAGUUAAGCGAGGCCAGUGCGAAAGCUCCUCGCUAUGCGUAAGAGAAGAACCGUUGAGCUGACAUAUAAGCAAGUGCCUGUUCCGUGAUCCUUCCACUGGCUACUAACCUACUGCUAGGCCUGCUCGUAUAGCAGUUGUUGCUCUUACAAGCUAGCUACUUCCGAACUGGGCUGAACAGCUUAAAAGGUCUGUGGCUGAGCUUCCGACAUAAAUUAAGAGGUGUCUGACCUGGUGUACUAAAUGUAUCAGUCGCGAAGACAAAUGAGUUUUCAGAUACGCUGAAGAUUUCACUGAAGAUAUUUACACCGUAAAGUUUUUCUUUUUCAUGGAGUA